Messenger RNA from Pantherophis guttatus, 4344 nucleotides. The record is from RefSeq and is a predicted model, not a curated record. Lineage: Eukaryota; Metazoa; Chordata; Lepidosauria; Squamata; Colubridae.
UGUGUUGUUCUCGUCAAUUGUGUUUUUAUGGCUUUAAACACUCCUCCAACUGAUGGCAACACUACUGAAAUUAUUUUCACCAGCAUUUAUACGGCGGAGUUUGUAGUCAAAGUGGUAGCAAGAGGAUUUGUUUGUAAUGAAUUCACUUACCUGCGAGAUCCUUGGAAUGUCUUGGAUUUCUUUGUUUUAAUUAUGACAUACGUAGCAUUCAAUCAAAACUUUGGCAGCAUUUCAGCUCUCCGAAUUUUCAGGAUUCUGAGAACUUUAAAGGCAGUUUCUGUAAUUCCAGGCUUGAAAGUCAUUAUAUCUUCCCUUCUUCAGUCGGUGAAAAAACUUGCAAAUGUGAUGUUGCUGACAGUUUUCUUCUUGGCCGUGUUUGCAUUGGUUGGUCUUCAGCUCUUCAUGGGUAACUUAAGAUAUAAGUGUGUUUCCUGUUCACUUCUCACUGAAAACCUCAACAAAACUGAUUGUUUAUUAAAGGAUACAGAAAACUAUGGUGACAAUUUCAGUAAUUCUUCUAAGCCAUUACUAUGUGGAUUCAGCCCAAAUCCUAAUAAAACAGAAUGUCCCUUGAACAGCGUUUGUGUGAAGUAUAAAGAGAAUCCCGAUUUUGGAUAUACCAGUUUUGAUCACUUGGGGUGGGCGUUUCUGUCAUUAUUUCGAUUGAUGACGCAGGACAGCUGGGAACGUCUCUAUAGACAGGUUAUCAGAACAUCUGGAAAAUCUUACAGCAUAUUUUUUUUUAUCGUCAUCUUUCUGUGUUCGUUCUAUCUUUUCAAUUUAAUCCUGGCUGUUGUUUCAAUGGCAUAUGAAGAGCAAAAUAAAGCAACUCUAGCACAGACAAAGGCAAGAGAGAUGUUACUUCAAGAAGCAAAAAAAGUGCUGAGGAAACAAAAGGUAUUCACUGCCAUUUUCACGGCUGAAAUGGUCCUCAAGAUGAUUGCCCUGGAUCCGUAUUACUAUUUUCAGUGCUCCUGGAAUGUGUUUGACUUCAUUGUGGUUAUUACAGGCAUAAUAAACCUAAUCUUCAAACUUUCAAAAUUUUGGCCAGCUUUAAAUAAGCUUAUGAAAAUAAUGUUGAAAUCAGUAGGCCCUCUGGGUAACCUCACCCUCGUUCUGAUAUUCACUGUAUUCAUUUUCGCUGUGGUUGGCAAGCAAGCCUUUGGGAAUUACUACAGCGCUGUCCCUGCUAAUGCUAACAUCUGCAACAACGAUAGUAUGCCGAUUUGUGCUUCCAGUAAUAGUUCUGAGACAUGCCAGUUGCGUUGGCAUAUGAAGGAUUUUUUGCAUUCAUUUCUUAUUAUAUUCCGAAUUCUGUGCGGAGAAUGGAUUUCCACCAUGUGGGAAUGCAUGCAGAUUGCCGGGGAAGGACGAUGCAUAAUUCUGUUCAUGCUGGUCCUGGUUUUAGGAAACCUGGUGGUCCUCAACCUCUUUAUCGCUCUGCUGCUGAGUUCCUUCAGUAGCAGUGAUUCAGAAACAGAAGCAGAUAAUCACAAACCUGACCCUGGAAAGGCUUUAGCACUCAUCCAGAGUGGGCUGCGAUUUGUCAGACUCUUCCUAAGGGAUUGGUGUUGCCAUGUCUUCUUGAAGAAGCUGAGGAUGACAGGCACACAAAAAAAGAACGAGACAACCGUCAUUGAAAGGUCCUAUGAUGCUGAAUCCACGAAAGAGAUCUCGGUGAACUUCACUAGCAAGGAAUCCUUUGGGAAUUGGGAUAAACUUCCAUGGGAUAGAAAGCAGGAAGAUUUUGUGACCGAUUACAGGGAGGUUCCCACUAUUCCCCUGGCUGAACUGGAGACAUUAAGUGUUGAGGAAAUGGACCUUAGUACCCUGGAGAACAAUCUGCGAAAGAGGAGAGAAAUACCAGUAUACCAACGCCAAAAUCGAAGGCUCUCUUCUCAAGUUUCUGAAACUACAAGUAUUUGGUCUUUAGAUGUUCCCAAGAGAUCAGAUUAUGAUACGAGCUGUUCAGAUAUCAGCACGGUGGAUCAGAGAUCUCCUAUCCAUCACGUGCCUGAAGUCAAGAAGGAACCUCAGGACUGUUUCCCACAAGUCUUCAUGAAAUUAUUUCCAUGCUGCAGAGUGAAUACAGAUACAUUUCCAGGCAACACUUGGUGGAGAUUUAGAAAAACCUGCUACAAAAUUAUAAAACAUAAUUGGUUUGAAUCCUUUAUUAUAUUCAUGAUAUUACUGAGUAGUGGUGCUCUGAUCUUUGAAGAUAUUUACCUCGAUAGAAGAAAGAUCAUAAAAAACAUUCUCAACUAUGCCGAUGUAUUCUUUUUCUGUAUCUUUUUCUUGGAGAUGCUUCUUAAAUGGGUGGCCUAUGGCUUUAGAAAAUAUUUUACUAAUGGCUGGUGUAUUCUUGAUUUCUUUAUUGUGUGUGUUUCUUUGCCUAUGGCAAGAGGUAUGUCAAAGACAAGACAGUGCGACGGUAAUAUCUCCACAAAAUCUCUAAGAACAUUGAGGGCCCUUAGACCUCUUCGAGCAUUGUCUAGAUUUAAAGGAAUAAAGGUUGUUGUGAAUGCCCUGGCCGGAGCUAUCCCUUCCAUUGGAAAUGUGCUUCUUGUCUGCAUUGUACUAUGGCUCCCAUUUAAUAUCUUAGGAGUGCAACUGUUUGGAGGGAAAUUUUCAUGUUGGAACAUUGAAAAUAAGAAUAGUUGUAUUAAUAAGGCUAUCAACUUUGAUCAUGUUGGGAAUGGGUACCUGGCUCUCCUUCAAGUGGCAACAUUUAAAGGCUGGAUGGAAAUUAUGUAUGCUGCAGUAGAUUCAGCUAAUGACAAUUCCACCCAGCCAUGUUUUGAAAACAACAUAUAUGCUUACAUUUACUUUGUGGUUUUUAUUAUAUUUGGAUCCUUCUUCAUGCUGAACCUCUUCAUUGGUGUGGUUAUCGACAAUUUUAACCAGCAAAGAAAAAAGAACCAGUUCCAAGGAUUUCUUUUUGAUAUCGUAAACAAGCAAGCAUUCGAACUGUUCAUUAUAAGCCUUAUCUUCUUAAAUGUGGUGGUCAUGGCGGUCGAAUAUGAAGGACAAGAUGUGGCUGCUGACCAACUUCUUGAAAAGAUCAACUGUGUCUUUGUUGCCCUCUUCACUGGCGAGUGCAUAAUGAAACUGUUGGCUCUGAGGUUUUAUUUCUUCAAAGACCCCUGGAACAUAUUUGAUUUGGUGGUUGUCAUUCUUUCAAUCAUUAGCCUUGCAGCAACCCAGCUUUGGCGACGUCUCAAUUUCCCGCCAACAAUCUUGCGUGUCAUUCGUGUGAUCCGCAUCAGUCGCCUCCUGAGGCUGAUCCGAGGCGCGAGAGGACUGCGCACCCUGCUUUUCGCCCUGCUGAUGUCCCUUCCCGCUCUCACCAACAUCGGGCUCCUCCUCUUCCUGAUCAUGUUCAUUUACGCUAUAUUUGGCAUGGCUAAUUUCUCCUGCGCGAGUUGGUGCCAGGGGAUUGACAAUAUUUUCAACUUCCAGACGUUCGGCAACAGCAUGCUUUGCCUCUUCCAGAUAACAACAUCUGCCGGCUGGGAUGAGCUUCUGGGGCCGAUGCUCCUCCAUAACGACAAAUAUGUGUGUGCUCCGAACAUCAACCCCAUCCCACAGAAGAGCCCCUGCGUCAACAGCAAGGUGGCCAUUGCCUAUUUUGUCAGCUACAUCAUUAUUUCAUUUCUGAUUGUAGUCAACAUGUACAUUGCUGUCAUCAUUGAGAAUUUGAAUGUUGCCACCGAAGAGAGCACAGAACCACUAGGCGAUGAUGACUUUGAAAUCUUUUAUGAGAUCUGGGCAAAAUUCGACCCCAAAGCAACGCAGUUUAUCUCUUACUCGGCACUGUCCAACUUUGCAGAUGCCCUGGCAGAACCUUUACGAAUACCAAAACCAAAUAGCCAGCAGCUGUUGUCCAUGGACCUUCCGAUAGUCAAUGGGAAUAAAAUCCACUGUUUGGAUAUUUUGUUUGCUUUUACCAAAAGGGUGCUGGGAGAAUCUGGAGAAAUGGACUCGUUUGAGUCCCAAAUAGAAGAAAAAUAUCCGGAGAAGAUUGCCUAUGAGCCGAUCGUGACAACUCCCAAGAGAAAGCAGGAUGAGUCUGCCAUCAUAAUUCAAAGAGCUUUUCGGAUGCAUCUUCUUCAGAGUGCAGGAAAGGAAGCGCCUCAGGAACCCUUUGUAACUAUCUCCUUGGAGAAUAUUCCAGAAGAGGAAAACUUAUCUGUGUUCAGUCUGAGUGAAAAUGAAGGCAGCCAGUCCAAUAAUUCUCAGAGCUUGUCUUCGGUGGUCAUUCCUCCAUCCUAUAGUAAUGUGACUAGCAUCGCUCCUGACAUUCAACAGGAGGAGUCCUCUGACCGUCAGGAUGAUACAAAGUGA